This is a messenger RNA of Aureobasidium vineae, 975 nucleotides long. NCBI's taxonomy places the organism in Eukaryota, Fungi, Ascomycota, Dothideomycetes, Dothideales, Saccotheciaceae. The record is from the annotation of a GenBank genome assembly.
AUGCGCGAAGAUAUCUCCUUCCAAACCUCAGACAAUGUCACGCUUCGCGGUUGGUUUUACAAGCCGUCCGAGGCGACAAAUCCCCUUCCUUGUCUCGUCAUGGCUCACGGUUUCUCGGCCUUGAAAGAGAUGGACUUGAACACCUUUGCCGAGCACUUCGUCGCCAACCUUCCAAUCACUUGCUUGGUAUACGACAAUCGUGGAUUUGGCGACAGCGAUGCCAAAGAAGGUCAGCCCCGUCAGGAGAUCAUUCCUGCACAGCAAACUAGUGACUACUCGGAUGCUAUCACAUACGCUCAGUCAAAGACUGAAGUCAACAAAGACAAGAUUGGUGUUUGGGGUAGCUCGUAUAGUGGAGGACAUGUCCUUUGGGUUGGAGCUGUGGAUCGAAGGGUCAAGGUGGUGCUGAGUCAAGCCCCAUGCGUUGAUGGUUGGGCCAACUUUCAUCGCCUUAUUCGACCAGAUUUUGUGGCAGGCUUGAAUCAACUUUUUCAAGACGGUUUGUUGACCAUUUCUGGAGUAUGUAUGCGACUGACUUUAUGCAUCANNGAUCGUCAUUCGCGUGCAGCUGGAAAACCCGCCGUCGUCAUUCCAGUCGUGGAUUCUGAUGUCCACAAACCAUCAGCUCUUCCCACUCCCGAUAGUUUCGAGUUCUUCACUGCAUGGGCCGGCAAGAGCAAAUGGAAGAAUGAAGUGACUGUAAAAUCUCAAUCUGAACAGANNAUCGAGGCCUUCCGCGAAUACAUGCCAGCUGCGCAUAUACACCAUAUCUCUCCAACACCGCUACUGAUGACUGUAGCAGAGAACGACGUCUUGACACCAACAGAUCUUGCAUUAGAGGCUUACAACCGUGCUCUUGAGCCGAAAAGACUGCACAUCCUGCCUGGAGGACAUUUCGAAGCUUACUCUGGUUCUAACUUCGAGAGGAACGUUGGGGUGCAGGCCGACUUUCUGAAGAAGUACUUAUGCUCAUAA